This is a messenger RNA of Lineus longissimus, 1548 nucleotides long. Its product is annotated as transcription initiation factor IIB-like. Gene Ontology annotation, molecular function: TBP-class protein binding; RNA polymerase II general transcription initiation factor activity. The transcript has 10 exons. Bases 41 to 982 code for a protein of 313 amino acids. Gene Ontology annotation, cellular component: nucleus; transcription preinitiation complex. Gene Ontology annotation, biological process: transcription initiation at RNA polymerase II promoter; transcription preinitiation complex assembly. The record is from RefSeq and is a predicted model, not a curated record. NCBI's taxonomy places the organism in Eukaryota, Metazoa, Nemertea, Pilidiophora, Heteronemertea, Lineidae.
UCCAUUCGCAGCAAAAUCUGCAUUGAGUCAGAUCUUCACAAUGGCCAGCACAAGCCGGUCACGUUCAGGUCAAGUAGGGUGUCGUAAUCAUCCUGAUGCGCAUAUGAUAGAGGACUACCAUGCAGGGGACAUGGUGUGUUCAGAGUGUGGACUUGUGGUCGGUGAUAGAGUCAUUGACGUCGGAUCAGAGUGGAGGACAUUCAGCAACGACAAAAAUUCAAAAGACAUGUGUCGUGUUGGUGCUUCAGAGAACCCUUUGUUAGGUGGUGGUGAUCUCUCAACCAUGAUCCAGUUUGACAAGGGCACCGCUCCUGACGCAUUUGGAAACAAUUUCAAGAACAGAAGAACCUUGAGCAGCUCAGACCGGACACUUCUUGGAGCGAUCAAGGAAAUUAACACAAUGGGAGACCGAUUGAAUUUACCCCGGAUGAUACCGGAUCGCGCCAACACAUUAUUCAAACAAGUCCAUGAAUCUAAGUCACUGAAAGGCCGAAGUAAUGAGGCUAUAGCUGCUGCAUGUUUGUACAUUGCUUGUAGACAAGAAGGUGUCCCCAGGACAUUCAAAGAAAUCUGUGCUGUAUCGAAGAUCUCCAAGAAAGACAUUGGCCGAGUUUUCAAACUGAUUUUGAAAACCUUGGAAACAAGCGUCGAACUGAUUACAACUGGCGAUUUCAUGUCUCGUUUCUGCUCCAAUCUCAACCUACCGCAAUCUGUACAGAAGGCCGCCACCCAUAUAGCACGCAAAGCCAUGGACCUGGAUCUCGUGUCGGGGCGGAGUCCAAUAUCAGUAGCAGCUGCUGCCAUUUAUAUGGCGUCCCAAGCAUCAGAACAUAAGAAAGCGCCAAAAGACAUUGGCGAGAUUGCUGGUGUUGCAGAGGUAACCAUUCGUCAGUCGUACAAGUUGAUGUACCCGAAGGCCCAGGUUCUCUUCCCUGAAGAUUUCCGGUUCAACAUACCCAUCGAGAAGUUACCAACAAACUGAAAAAUCCCGUUCUGUCUAGGAGGAGGGGUUGAAAGUUGUGGAGUCUGUUCGUUUGCUGUUAUGAAUAUUGAUGACUUGCUGAUGGUUGCAGAAGUUCUGCAAUUUCUUGUAUUACCCUGUGGUCGCUGGCUUACAGUCAUUAGGCUCAAUAUGGGUCACAGUUCAUUAUAAACCAGGUUGUAUGCUGUGUGUGGUUGCCAGUUCACACAGAUGGCCUACUACAUCUGUCUUGGCAGUGUCUUUGAAAUAUUUUUUACUAAGGUAGAUAUAUUGAGUUAGUGUCUUCAAGUGUGACAAUUUUAUUGUAUUAUAAUGAACAAAAAAGUAUACUAUAUUCUCUCAUAUCUGCAAUCAUGCUAUGUUUUUGGUGCAGGAUACGUUUUCUUCCUGUUUUAUGAAACCAAACUAAUCUUGUCUUGACAAGACAAGGUCUUGGAAAGUUUUGUGUAUUUUUUUUCAAUCUGUUGUAAACAAAAAAAAACAAAGGUAGAUUAUUCAUGUAUAAACCUGUAAACCGCUCUAAAAGUGUGUAGGCGUUAAGUUAUAAAAUAAAAAAUACUUCUAUA